AUCCAUUAGAUUUUGUGUAAUGUGUUGAGCAUUCCUGGAAUAAAUUACAGAUAGCCUCCAGUGGACCAACAGUGCAAGGCAUCUAUGAGUACACUGAUGAGCGUGGGGAGAAGAAAAGAGUCAAUUAUGAGGCCAGUCGCGAGGGGGGCUUCAGGAUCCUGAACCCUGACCAGGCACAGGGACUGAGGGAAUUCCCUGCUGACCCCAGUGGACCCCUGAGUGUGACCCUCAGCCAGUCCCACAUUGCAGCUCUGGAAUUCCACAAGAGCACUGUGGAAAAGGCAUGGCGUGAACAGGAGAUGCAUUCCAGAGGUGCUGCUGCUCUGAAAGAUAAAUUCGGCGGAGGUCACAUCAACGCGUCUCUGCACCGUGAAAAGGACCCCAAGUCAAACGCGGUCAAGUCCGUGUUCCGCAAGGAAUUCAGGGACUCCCAGGGUCGCCUCAGGGGGUUUCAACAGGCCCAUUCCGUGGUGCACGCUGUCAACACAUCCGCUGUUAACGGAUCCAUGCCGUUUCUUCUGCCACCCGGCGGGCGACAUCUAGACGAGAAUGGAUUCAACAUCGGGAACAUCAUGGACAAAAUCCGAGAGUUCCACCAGUCCUUAUUUGGCGCCGGUGCUGGUGGUGAUGGCGGUGGUGGGCCAAUAUUUGGCGGCAUGGGUGCUGAUGGGAAUGGCACCGGGAUUGCUUUUGCACUUGUGUGCUCCCUGGUGAUGGCACAAUGUGCCCCAACAAGAAACACUGCAAUUGAGACUCAUAUCAACGAUAUUUUGACUCUCUCUGAUGAAAAACCAGGGUCAAACAACAAGUCCAACAACACCUCUUGUUGCAGCUCUGACCCCAAGGGCUCGUCCAAUUCCUCGUCCAACAAGAGCACCAACUUUGACGACUUCAGAGAGGACAAGGGCUCGGCCAAGAAGAGCGGCCCAACUGUGGACCAGAUCCUGCAGUUGAAGCGGUUGUUGGAGAAGAAGGGCAUCAAGUUCUCCGUCGCACAAUCAGCGAAUGCCAAGCAGGGCUGAUCCAAAGAAUAUAAUCCAAAUGAUGAUCACUGAUUGAUCAUUCGACGUGGUCGUUGGCAUUUUCCAUUCUUCAUCCUCUUCCUCCUCCUCCGGGUUACUAUCGGGAAACCGGUUUUUUCUGGCUUGUCUUGCCACCGACCUUGUGUGGUGACCAUACAGCAGAGUAUCAUAUACAGCUGCUCUUCAUGGCACCAUGAUGAUGAUGGGAGUGAUUCCGAGGACGAUGAGGAGGCUUUUUGUAUUUGCUGUGCUUAUUGUGGCAGCACAAAAAUGGAAAAGCACAAAGAUAGAGAGAGAGACAAAGAGCGAAUUUCGUGCUAUUUUGGGAUUAUUUUAUUAGCUCUUGUGUUUUUUUUCUUUAUUUCAAGAACAUCUCUCAUCCAGCUCUGCACAACUUUUUUUUUUCCUUUGGCGUGAAGACCAUUCAACCUUUUAUUCUAUUUGUAUAUUUGAAGGUACCUGAUGAAGAGCUAUACUUUACCUGUGGUUGAACAAAGGAUUGAUCUUGUCUGAAUAAUAAACGGUGUCUUCCAAAAA
Messenger RNA from Notodromas monacha, 1559 nucleotides. The record is from the annotation of a GenBank genome assembly. Lineage: Eukaryota; Metazoa; Arthropoda; Ostracoda; Podocopida; Cyprididae.